This is a messenger RNA of Exaiptasia diaphana, 1025 nucleotides long. RefSeq names its product WD repeat-containing protein 90. Gene Ontology annotation, molecular function: protein binding. The record is from RefSeq and is a predicted model, not a curated record. Lineage: Eukaryota; Metazoa; Cnidaria; Anthozoa; Actiniaria; Aiptasiidae.
GGUGCUAGUGAUGGUAUCAUUGCUAUCAGUAGCCCAUCGACUGGUUUAACAGUGCGUCUACUUAACGACCAUAAAGGUGCUCCAAUAAGCGAUCUACACUCCACAAUUAGAGAUCGGCAAUAUAGCGUGUCUAGYCCAAUGCUUUGGCUGGCCGCAAGCAAAGACAGUAGAGUGAGUAUAUGGAGUGCCAAAUGGUCACAAGACUUCUGUGAGCUCGUUGAUUGGUUGUCCUUCCCAACCCCUUCCAUUGCACCUGAUGGCAAAGCAUUACGAAGAGGGGACCUGCCUCAAUACGAUCGAUUACCUCCAAGUCUAGCGCGAUUCUCGCCCUCUGACCCUGACAUCGUUAUUUUCACUGGGUACUCAAUGCAAAGAGCUGUUCAGUUCUACAGCUUAACGCAGAGAAAGGUCAUAAGAACAGCAGUUCUGACUCACUGGGCGACUUCAAUGGAUGUCUCACCUCUAGGAAACCUUAUCGCUUUUGGCACGCACGAACGUCUUGUUCAAAUGAUGGAUUACGACGAGGGAAGAUUUCAAGACUUUGUAGGACCUAGUGAUACUGUAUCUAAAGUGUGUUUCUCGCCAACUGGCAAGCUUCUCUAUGCUGUUAGCUACUUGGCGUUGCUUGCAUGGGAUGUAGUUGUGUAGUGUGGUCUGGAUAGAGAUCAAGAUGCAGACUUUGUCAUCACUCUAGUGCGAUAACAUUAGCAUUAACACAAGGCUCCGUGUUCGGUUAUGAGCUACUGUUUUGUUCUGUGCAUUCUCUGGCUUAUAAUCUCAAAAGUAUAUAAUUUAUUUUUGUAAAAUAUUAGGUUAAUCUUUUCUCAUUGUCCAACCAACAGUGUUUUACAGCCAGUUCUUUCAUAAUGURAUUGAUAGCAGAUUUAUGUAGAAACAAGUUAAAGAAAAAGAAAAUAUAUAAUUGAGAACUUGAAACUAUUGUAGCAAUGUUUUAUGUGUCACUAUGUGCUAACUUGUGURUGUGCRCCUGUUUGUCCUUGAGUUAAAAACAAGCCAUUCACAUU